GGCGGGGCGGAGGCGGAGCCGCGGGGCAGACAGCGCGGGGGGUCGUGGCGCCGAGUGGGAGCGAGAGCGCGAGCGCUGCUGCAGCGGGCGGCAUGGCGAGCACGGCCUCGGAGAUCAUCGCCUUCAUGGUUUCCAUCUCGGGCUGGGUGCUGGUGUCCUCCACGCUGCCCACCGACUACUGGAAGGUGUCCACCAUCGACGGCACGGUCAUCACCACCGCCACCUAUUGGGCCAACCUGUGGAAGACGUGCGUUACCGACUCCACGGGCGUCUCCAACUGCAAGGACUUCCCCUCCAUGCUGGCGCUGGACGGUUAUAUCCAGGCAUGUAGAGGACUUAUGAUCGCUGCUGUCAGCCUGGGCUUUUUUGGUUCCAUAUUUGCCCUGUUUGGAAUGAAGUGUACCAAAGUCGGAGGCUCAGAUAAAGCCAAAGCUAAAAUUGCUUGUUUGGCUGGGAUUGUAUUCAUACUGUCAGGGUUGUGCUCAAUGACCGGUUGUUCCCUGUAUGCAAACAAAAUCACAACGGAAUUCUUUGAUCCUCUCUUUGUUGAGCAGAAGUACGAAUUAGGAGCUGCUCUGUUUAUUGGAUGGGCAGGAGCGUCACUCUGCAUAAUCGGCGGUGUCAUAUUUUGCUUUUCAAUAUCUGACAACCACAAACCUCCCAGAAUGGGAUACGCAUACAAUGGGGCCACGUCUGUCCUGUCUUCUCGGACAAAGUAUCAUGGCGCAGAAGGAGAUUUUAAAACCACGAACCCUUCAAAACAGUUUGAUAAAAACGCUUACGUCUGAAAAGAGCACUGCCGCAAGCUGUCUUGAGUUAUUAUAAAAGUGAACUGUUCACCAAAUGAUCCCCCCCUUCAGCGCCCUCCUCUAAUUCACACUCUAAACUAUUUUUAAAACAUGAAUUUGGAGAAUUUGCUGAUUGUAUGGAUGUAAAUGUUCUAAUCAUUUUCUGUUGUGGCUUUCUAUGAAAAAAAAUAAACAGGUU
Ailuropoda melanoleuca (giant panda) is the source of this 987-nucleotide messenger RNA. It is a transcript of the gene CLDN10, whose product is annotated as claudin 10. Gene Ontology annotation, molecular function: structural molecule activity. Gene Ontology annotation, cellular component: bicellular tight junction; membrane. NCBI's taxonomy places the organism in Eukaryota, Metazoa, Chordata, Mammalia, Carnivora, Ursidae. Bases 93 to 788 code for a protein of 231 amino acids. The record is from RefSeq and is a predicted model, not a curated record. The transcript has 5 exons.